Molecule: messenger RNA, 2675 nt
Organism: Trachymyrmex cornetzi
Lineage: Eukaryota; Metazoa; Arthropoda; Insecta; Hymenoptera; Formicidae
Gene: Lim1
Product: LIM homeobox 1
Exons: 8
Coding region: 68-1564 (498 amino acids)
Biological process (GO): neuron differentiation; regulation of transcription by RNA polymerase II
Cellular component (GO): nucleus
Molecular function (GO): DNA-binding transcription factor activity, RNA polymerase II-specific; RNA polymerase II transcription regulatory region sequence-specific DNA binding; zinc ion binding
Source: RefSeq, a predicted model, not a curated record
UGGCGGGCGUUGCUGCGCACCCCUGCCCGUCACCCAGGCUUGUAACAUAGGGAGACGCGGUCUGGCGAUGCUCCUGUCAUGUGCAGGAUGCGAGAAACCGAUAAUGGAUCAGUACCUGCUGAACGUUUUGGACCGUGCAUGGCACGUCGAGUGCGUACGCUGUUUCGACUGCAGAGCCGCGUUGCAGGACAAGUGCUUCUCCAGGGAGGCGAAGCUCUUCUGCAGAAACGACUUCUUCAGGCGAUACGGCACCAAGUGCGGCGGUUGCCUCCAAGGGAUAAACCCGCAGGACCUUGUGAGGAAAGCAAGGGACAAAGUUUUCCACCUGAAUUGCUUCACCUGCCUGGUGUGUCGGAAGCAGAUGAGCACGGGCGAGGAGCUCUACGUCUUGGACGACAACAAGUUCGUUUGCAAGCAAGACUACCUGUCGGGCAAACCGCUGCCGGACACGCAUCACGUGCACGGUCAUCACGAACCGUCCAACCUGUCGGCAGGCGGAGACUCGCUGAUGGGCUCAGGAUCGGAAGACGAAGACGAGGACGGUAGUGCUCACCAUCACCAUCACGAUUCGACCGUACGUGGUGCUCACCUCGGGACCCACAACAUUGGCCCGGGUGGUCCUGGUGACCAGACCGUCGGCCACGGUGGCGAACUACCUCUCGGUAGCGAUCCCUGCAAGCAGGAGGACUCCGAGGAUCAAGGUUCCCUGGACGGCGAUCCCGAGACGAGGGACAGCCAGACGGAGAACAAGAGCCCGGACGGCGGCGCCGGCGGUGGCAGCGGCGACGGCGGCGCCGGUUCGAAGCGACGCGGCCCACGGACCACUAUAAAGGCGAAACAAUUGGAGAUUUUGAAGACGGCCUUCUCGUCGACUCCAAAGCCCACUAGGCACAUUAGGGAGCAAUUGGCAAAAGAAACCGGCCUGCCCAUGAGAGUCAUACAGGUCUGGUUCCAGAACAAGAGGAGCAAGGAGCGCAGGCUGAAGCAGCUGACGUCGAUGGGCAGGAACCCCUUCUUCGGGGGCUCGCGUAAGAUGCGCGGGUUCCCGCUGAAUCUGAACCCAGGUGCCCUCGGAGGCGAGGAUGGACCACCGCCCGGUUUCCCGUAUUUUGGCCCGGACAAAUUCGAAUUCGGCUACGGCGGCCCGGUGGCUUUUCAUCACGAGUUCUUCGGCGCGCAUCCACCCCCGCAUCCGCACGGACCGCAUUUUGCCGGUACGGGAAAUCCAGUACGUAAUCUGUUUCUGACAGGCUUGGACCCGGCCAGUUUAGCGGGCAUGGCAGCCGCAGUGGCGGUGGCAGGGGAAUACCCACCUCCGGGCGCGGGGGGCGGCCCUCCGGAAUUUCUCACGGGGCCCCCCGGGCAGGGGCCCCCUGCGCCCACCGGCGGCAGCCCCGGAGAGUUCCUGGCACCUUCAGGUGGAGGGCAGGGUAAUCCAAGCGGCGGCGGCGGCGGCGGGAACGGCGGUGGUCCGGGUGGCGGUGGCAGCGGCAGUGGCGGCGGGGUCGCGGGAGGCGGGUUCCUGGAGCCGCACCAGAUGCAGAGCGAAGGGCUCGCCUGGUAGUACGAGUUUUAAUUAACGUCCCUUUUAUGAUAAUAACAAUUCCGCCCGCGCACGCCUAAAACCGACCGGGAUCGCGAGAACGCGCCGCCGAAGCGCGAGAGCGAGAGCGAGAGCGAGGAAUGGCGACAGCGACGGCGACGGCAACGGCGACGGUUGCUGCGGCUGCGAGACUGCGGCGAUUUCGAGUCCGGACUCCGGAGGGCGACGGAAGGCUCGACGCUUCGUUGCUUUCCUUCCUACUCCUACUUUUUCCGUUUCUUUUCGUCCCUGUCCUUCCCAUUCUUUCCGUUUCGCAAUUGCGACCGAGUCGUGAGAAAUAUCGACUCGUUCUUUGUGUAAGAUAUAUAGAUAUGAAACGUUUGUCCGUGCGCGCCUCGAUUCACAGUUAUCGUCGUCGACGCACGGUCGACGCUUAUUAUCGCUAUUGAUUACGCACCUCGGCGCCGCGACGCCGACGUUACUAUUUUUUCAUUAUUAUUAUUAUUAUUAUUAUUAAUAUUAUUAAUUAUUGAUUAUUAUUAUUGUGUAUAAAAUUCGAAGAUGUCCCUAUCGUGUAAUAUUGUACCCCCUCCCUGUUGAUUAUUAUUUUCUUUUCUCGACGUUACUUUGGAGACACCCUGUAGAUAUCUGCUGUUGUACACCUGAUAAUGACACGCGUACACUGAUCGCUAGACACGUACACAUUUUACACGCAACGUCAUACGUGCAUACGAACAGAUACACGGAUACACGUAUCCACACACUUGGACAUGCGCUGUACUAAUAUUAUCAUUAAAGUAUAAAUAUAAAUAGGAAACGUGUAAUUUGUAUCUGUUAAGAGCGGCGAAAUCGAUGUAAAUACACGAGGAACACUCAGAAAAACACUCUAUUCUCUCUCUUUGCUGAAAUGCGCGCGUGCCGAUAUGCGCGAGACGGCUCUGGACUUACUCCACGAACUUACGCCACCGAAAGUAAAACAAUAUAUAUAUAUAUACAUAUGUAUGUAUACUGUGACGCAACACAUAGUCACAAUAUAUAUGUGUAUAUUGUGACGCAACACAUCAAGCGUGAGACAGAUCGAGAAAGAGAUGCGCCGCCGCGACGCAUAACGAUUAUAAAUACUAUUAUAAUA